CAGCUCUCAGCCUGCUUCAAUCACUUCCAGCCAUGAGCUAAGGUACUGAGCGAGUCGUAAACUAUCAGCCUUGAGCCUCAUAGGCCCCCAUCGUGAUCACCUGGCCACACAGUAUCGGUUCAAUUCACCAUGGCAUCCGCUUCUCGGGAUGGCGCCCGCUUCCAGCCGCUACCCUCGGGACCUUCAGGGCCGGGCUCCACCUCCUCAAGGUCUUCCUUCGACUCAACGUCCGAUCCCAACGAUGCCGACGACGAAGCUUUCGCCCUUCUAUCCGAUGCCGAUGCCGCAUCUCUCCUUUCGGAUGACAUUGAACUUGAAGAGUUGUCUACUGCCGGACCGUCCGUCGGCUCGGGCUCUCGUCCGGCCAAGACUCGCUCGGAGAUGGAUCAACGGUUCCAAGAUGCCAUCAACGCCGAGCGUACCAUGACACCACGAGAUGCCAUCCGCGCCUAUCCGAUGGCCGUGUUCUGGAGUCUCGUUGUAUCUCUAUGUGUGAUCAUGGAAGGCUACGACACCAUCCUCAUCGGCAGCUUCUUCGCUCACCCAGAAUUCGCUAAGAAAUUCGGCGACGGCAAAGACAAUGAAGGCCGAGAUCAGCUCUCAGCUCUCUGGCAAGCUGUGCUCGGUAACAGCAGUACCUUCGGCUGCAUCAUCGGAGUCAUCGCGAACGGCUUCCUCGUCGAGCGGUGCGGCCAAAAAACCGCCCUCAUUAGCUCCCUGUUCGUGCUCUCCGGCUGCAUCUUCAUCACCUUCUUCGCGACCAACAAGACCAUGCUCAUGCUCGGCCAGAUCGCGUGCGGCUUGCCCUGGGGCGUCUUCGCAUCGUCGGCACCCGCGUACGCGUCUGAGGUCUUGCCGAUGACGCUGCGGGUGUACCUGACGACGUGGACCAACAUGUGCUUCAUCAUCGGCCAGCUCAUGUCCGCGGCUGUACUUGCGGGACUACUGCCACGCAAAGAUGAGUGGUCAUACCGGAUCCCGUUCGCGUUGCAGUGGUCCUGGCCGGUGCUGCUCAUUCCCCUGCUGGUAUUUGCGCCGGAAUCCCCCUGGCAUCUUGUCCGGACCGGACAGCUGGACAAGGCAGAGAAGGCUUUACUUCGUCUACAGAGACGGAAAGUCAACAACCUAGACGCCAAAGUCCGUCUACGUGAGAUUAUAGAAACCGAUAGAAUGGAGCAGGAGCACCAGACAGGAACGACCUACUGGGACUGCUUCCGCGGCGUCGAACGUCGCCGCACGGAAAUCGCCUGCGUAGCAUUCGCAGGCCAAGUGCUCUCCGGUUCGAGCUUUGCCUAUAACUCAGUCUACUUCUUUCAGCAAGCCGGGCUGAAUCCGCAGGAUGACUACAACCUCAACGUCGGUGGCACCGCGGUGGCCCUAGUCGGGACCGUCGUUAACUGGGUCGCGCUGAUGCCGUACUUUGGCCGUCGUCGCAUCUAUCUCUGGGGCAUGUUCAGCAUGUCCACGAUACUCUUCAUCAUCGGCAUCCUCGACAGGAUAGGGCGGUUGCCGAAUGCACCCUCGUCAUCCAUAGGCUGGGUCCAGGCCUGUCUUACUCUUGUCUGGACCUUUAUCUUCCAGCUGUCUGUCGGUCAGCUAGGGUGGGCUAUCCCCGCCGAGGUUGGUUCAACGCGUCUCCGACAGAAGACUAUUUGCGUGGCGAGAUCUACCUACUACAUUAUGAACUUACUGGCCAAUGCCUUCCAGCCAUUCUUCAUCAACCCAAACGCGCUGAAUCUCAAGGGUACUACAGGCUUCGUUUGGGGAACUUCAGCGUUCCUCACGUUCAUAUGGGCAUUUUUCCGGUUGCCGGAGACAAAGGGGCGCACGUACGAGGAGCUGGAUUAUCUCUUCCAUAACAACACCGCGACAAGGCAAUUUGAUAAGACAGAGGUGGAUGUUUUCGAAGGGGGUUAUGAGAAGGUGUCACCGCCAAUGUCUCGAUGAAAUUCUUCAAGCUCUCUCGUCGGAUUCAGCUAUCUGGCAAGAUAGGUACUUACUUACAUAGAGGGAAG
Molecule: messenger RNA, 2015 nt
Organism: Colletotrichum phormii
Lineage: Eukaryota; Fungi; Ascomycota; Sordariomycetes; Glomerellales; Glomerellaceae
Product: sugar porter family MFS transporter
Exons: 2
Coding region: 130-1947 (605 amino acids)
Biological process (GO): carbohydrate transport; transmembrane transport
Cellular component (GO): membrane
Molecular function (GO): carbohydrate:proton symporter activity
Source: RefSeq, a predicted model, not a curated record